Homo sapiens (human) is the source of this 10779-nucleotide messenger RNA. It is a transcript of the gene NBPF14, whose product is annotated as NBPF member 14. Lineage: Eukaryota; Metazoa; Chordata; Mammalia; Primates; Hominidae. The record is from RefSeq and is marked reviewed. The transcript is spliced from 71 exons. Bases 193 to 9159 code for a protein of 2988 amino acids. Gene Ontology annotation, cellular component: cytoplasm.
AGACGGUUACCUGGCACGCUGGCCACAUUCUGCCUCACUCUUAUCAGAGUCUGAGCUACUGGCAGUGCUUUCAGCUCUGAGUUGAGGCACCUCGAACCUUGUUUUUGUGGUGAAGGAUCCUAAAGUGCUGUGGGGAGUGAUCACAUUUUUCACAACAUCCCUGACUCCACCUCUUCUGCCACAAACGUCAGCAUGGUGGUAUCAGCCGGCCCUUGGUCCAGUGAGAAGGCAGAGAUGAACAUUCUAGAAAUCAACGAGACAUUGCGCCCCCAGCUGGCAGAGAAGAAACAGCAGUUCAGAAACCUCAAAGAGAAAUGUUUUCUAACUCAACUGGCCGGCUUCCUGGCCAACCAACAGAAGAAAUACAAGUAUGAAGAGUGUAAAGACCUCAUAAAAUUUAUGCUGAGGAAUGAGCGACAGUUCAAGGAGGAGAAGCUUGCAGAGCAGCUGAAGCAAGCUGAGGAGCUCAGGCAAUAUAAAGUCCUGGUUCACUCUCAGGAACGAGAGCUGACCCAGCUAAGGGAGAAGUUACGGGAAGGGAGAGAUGCCUCCCGCUCAUUGUAUGAGCAUCUCCAGGCCCUCCUCACUCCGUAUGAGCCGGACAAGUCCCAGGGGCAGGACCUCCAAGAACAGCUGGCUGAGGGGUGUAGACUGGCACAGCACCUUGUCCAAAAGCUCAGCCCAGAAAAUGACGAAGAUGAGGAUGAAGAUGUUCAAGUUGAGGAGGCUGAGAAAGUACUGGAAUCAUCUGCCCCCAGGGAGGUGCAGAAGGCUGAAGAGAGCAAAGUCCCUGAGGACUCACUGGAGGAAUGUGCCAUCACUUGUUCAAAUAGCCACGGCCCUUGUGACUCCAACCAGCCUCACAAGAACAUCAAAAUCACAUUUGAGGAAGACGAAGUCAACUCAACUCUGGUUGUAGACAGAGAAUCCUCUCAUGAUGAAUGUCAGGAUGCUCUAAACAUUCUCCCAGUCCCUGGCCCCACCUCUUCUGCCACAAACGUCAGCAUGGUGGUAUCAGCCGGCCCUUUGUCCAGCGAGAAGGCAGAGAUGAACAUUCUAGAAAUCAAUGAGAAAUUGCGCCCCCAGCUGGCAGAGAAGAAACAGCAGUUCAGAAACCUCAAAGAGAAAUGUUUUCUAACUCAACUGUCCGGCUUCCUGGCCAACCAACAGAAGAAAUACAAAUAUGAAGAGUGCAAAGACCUCAUAAAAUUUAUGCUGAGGAAUGAGCGACAGUUCAAGGAGGAGAAGCUUGCGGAGCAGCUGAAGCAAGCUGAGGAGCUCAGGCAAUAUAAAGUCCUGGUUCACGCUCAGGAACGAGAGCUGACCCAGUUAAGGGAGAAGUUGCGGGAAGGGAGAGAUGCCUCCCGCUCAUUGAAUGAGCAUCUCCAGGCCCUCCUCACUCCGGAUGAGCCGGACAAGUCCCAGGGGCAGGACCUCCAAGAACAGCUGGCUGAGGGGUGUAGACUGGCACAGCACCUUGUCCAAAAGCUCAGCCCAGAAAAUGACAACGAUGACGAUGAAGAUGUUCAAGUUGAGGUGGCUGAGAAAGUGCAGAAAUCGUCUGCCCCCAGGGAGAUGCAGAAGGCUGAAGAAAAGGAAGUCCCUGAGGACUCACUGGAGGAAUGUGCCAUCACUUAUUCAAAUAGCCAUGGCUCUUAUGACUCCAACCAGCCACAUAGGAAAACCAAAAUCACAUUUGAGGAAGACAAAGUCGACUCAACUCUCAUUGGCUCAUCCUCUCAUGUUGAAUGGGAGGAUGCUGUACACAUUAUUCCAGAAAAUGAAAGUGAUGAUGAGGAAGAGGAAGAAAAAGGGCCAGUGUCUCCCAGGAAUCUGCAGGAGUCUGAAGAGGAGGAAGUCCCCCAGGAGUCCUGGGAUGAAGGUUAUUCGACUCUCUCAAUUCCUCCUGAAAUGUUGGCCUCGUACCAGUCUUACAGCAGCACAUUUCACUCAUUAGAGGAACAGCAAGUCUGCAUGGCUGUUGACAUAGGCAGACAUCGGUGGGAUCAAGUGAAAAAGGAGGACCAAGAGGCAACAGGUCCCAGGCUCAGCAGGGAGCUGCUGGAUGAGAAAGGGCCUGAAGUCUUGCAGGACUCACUGGAUAGAUGUUAUUCAACUCCUUCAGGUUGUCUUGAACUGACUGACUCAUGCCAGCCCUACAGAAGUGCCUUUUAUGUAUUGGAGCAACAGCGUGUUGGCUUGGCUGUUGACAUGGAUGAAAUUGAAAAGUACCAAGAAGUGGAAGAAGACCAAGACCCAUCAUGCCCCAGGCUCAGCAGGGAGCUGCUGGAUGAGAAAGAGCCUGAAGUCUUGCAGGACUCACUGGAUAGAUGUUAUUCGACUCCUUCAGGUUAUCUUGAACUGCCUGACUUAGGCCAGCCCUACAGCAGUGCUGUUUACUCAUUGGAGGAACAGUACCUUGGCUUGGCUCUUGACGUGGACAGAAUUAAAAAGGACGAAGAAGAGGAAGAAGACCAAGACCCACCAUGCCCCAGGCUCAGCAGGGAGCUGCUGGAGGUAGUAGAGCCUGAAGUCUUGCAGGACUCACUGGAUAGAUGUUAUUCAACUCCUUCCAGUUGUCUUGAACAGCCUGACUCCUGCCAGCCCUAUGGAAGUUCCUUUUAUGCAUUGGAGGAAAAACAUGUUGGCUUUUCUCUUGACGUGGGAGAAAUUGAAAAGAAGGGGAAGGGGAAGAAAAGAAGGGGAAGAAGAUCAAAGAAGGAAAGAAGAAGGGGAAGAAAAGAAGGGGAAGAAGAUCAAAACCCACCAUGCCCCAGGCUCAGCAGGGAGCUGCUGGAUGAGAAAGAGCCUGAAGUCUUGCAGGACUCACUGGAUAGAUGUUAUUCGACUCCUUCAGGUUAUCUUGAACUGCCUGACUUAGGCCAGCCCUACAGCAGUGCUGUUUACUCAUUGGAGGAACAGUACCUUGGCUUGGCUCUUGACGUGGACAGAAUUAAAAAGGACGAAGAAGAGGAAGAAGACCAAGACCCACCAUGCCCCAGGCUCAGCAGGGAGCUGCUGGAGGUAGUAGAGCCUGAAGUCUUGCAGGACUCACUGGAUAGAUGUUAUUCAACUCCUUCCAGUUGUCUUGAACAGCCUGACUCCUGCCAGCCCUAUGGAAGUUCCUUUUAUGCAUUGGAGGAAAAACAUGUUGGCUUUUCUCUUGACGUGGGAGAAAUUGAAAAGAAGGGGAAGGGGAAGAAAAGAAGGGGAAGAAGAUCAAAGAAGGAAAGAAGAAGGGGAAGAAAAGAAGGGGAAGAAGAUCAAAACCCACCAUGCCCCAGGCUCAGCAGGGAGCUGCUGGAUGAGAAAGGGCCUGAAGUCUUGCAGGACUCACUGGAUAGAUGUUAUUCAACUCCUUCAGGUUGUCUUGAACUGACUGACUCAUGCCAGCCCUACAGAAGUGCCUUUUAUGUAUUGGAGCAACAGCGUGUUGGCUUGGCUGUUGACAUGGAUGAAAUUGAAAAGUACCAAGAAGUGGAAGAAGACCAAGACCCAUCAUGCCCCAGGCUCAGCAGGGAGCUGCUGGAUGAGAAAGAGCCUGAAGUCUUGCAGGACUCACUGGAUAGAUGUUAUUCGACUCCUUCAGGUUAUCUUGAACUGCCUGACUUAGGCCAGCCCUACAGCAGUGCUGUUUACUCAUUGGAGGAACAGUACCUUGGCUUGGCUCUUGACGUGGACAGAAUUAAAAAGGACGAAGAAGAGGAAGAAGACCAAGACCCACCAUGCCCCAGGCUCAGCAGGGAGCUGCUGGAGGUAGUAGAGCCUGAAGUCUUGCAGGACUCACUGGAUAGAUGUUAUUCAACUCCUUCCAGUUGUCUUGAACAGCCUGACUCCUGCCAGCCCUAUGGAAGUUCCUUUUAUGCAUUGGAGGAAAAACAUGUUGGCUUUUCUCUUGACGUGGGAGAAAUUGAAAAGAAGGGGAAGGGGAAGAAAAGAAGGGGAAGAAGAUCAAAGAAGGAAAGAAGAAGGGGAAGAAAAGAAGGGGAAGAAGAUCAAAACCCACCAUGCCCCAGGCUCAGCAGGGAGCUGCUGGAUGAGAAAGGGCCUGAAGUCUUGCAGGACUCACUGGAUAGAUGUUAUUCAACUCCUUCAGGUUGUCUUGAACUGACUGACUCAUGCCAGCCCUACAGAAGUGCCUUUUAUGUAUUGGAGCAACAGCGUGUUGGCUUGGCUGUUGACAUGGAUGAAAUUGAAAAGUACCAAGAAGUGGAAGAAGACCAAGACCCAUCAUGCCCCAGGCUCAGCAGGGAGCUGCUGGAUGAGAAAGAGCCUGAAGUCUUGCAGGACUCACUGGAUAGAUGUUAUUCGACUCCUUCAGGUUAUCUUGAACUGCCUGACUUAGGCCAGCCCUACAGCAGUGCUGUUUACUCAUUGGAGGAACAGUACCUUGGCUUGGCUCUUGACGUGGACAGAAUUAAAAAGGACGAAGAAGAGGAAGAAGACCAAGACCCACCAUGCCCCAGGCUCAGCAGGGAGCUGCUGGAGGUAGUAGAGCCUGAAGUCUUGCAGGACUCACUGGAUAGAUGUUAUUCAACUCCUUCCAGUUGUCUUGAACAGCCUGACUCCUGCCAGCCCUAUGGAAGUUCCUUUUAUGCAUUGGAGGAAAAACAUGUUGGCUUUUCUCUUGACGUGGGAGAAAUUGAAAAGAAGGGGAAGGGGAAGAAAAGAAGGGGAAGAAGAUCAAAGAAGGAAAGAAGAAGGGGAAGAAAAGAAGGGGAAGAAGAUCAAAACCCACCAUGCCCCAGGCUCAGCAGGGAGCUGCUGCAUGAGAAAGGGCCUGAAGUCUUGCAGGACUCACUGGAUAGAUGUUAUUCAACUCCUUCAGGUUGUCUUGAACUGACUGACUCAUGCCAGCCCUAUAGAAGUGCCUUUUACAUAUUGGAGCAGCAGCGUGUUGGCUUGGCUGUUGACAUGGAUGAAAUUGAAAAGUACAAAGAAGUGGAAGAAGACCAAGACCCAUCAUGCCCCAGGCUCAGCAGGGAGCUGCUGGAUGAGAAAGAGCCUGAAGUCUUGCAGGACUCACUGGAUAGAUGUUAUUCGACUCCUUCAGGUUAUCUUGAACUGCCUGACUUAGGCCAGCCCUACAGCAGUGCUGUUUACUCAUUGGAGGAACAGUACCUUGGCUUGGCUCUUGACGUGGACAGAUUUAAAAAGGACGAAGAAGAGGAAGAAGACCAAGACCCACCAUGCCCCAGGCUCAGCAGGGAGCUGCUGGAGGUAGUAGAGCCUGAAGUCUUGCAGGACUCACUGGAUAGAUGUUAUUCAACUCCUUCCAGUUGUCUUGAACAGCCUGACUCCUGCCAGCCCUAUGGAAGUUCCUUUUAUGCAUUGGAGGAAAAACAUGUUGGCUUUUCUCUUGAUGUGGGAGAAAUUGAAAAGAAGGGGAAGGGGAAGAAAAGAAGGGGAAGAAGAUCAAAGAAGGAAAGAAGAAGGGGAAGAAAAGAAGGGGAAGAAGAUCAAAACCCACCAUGCCCCAGGCUCAGCAGGGAGCUGCUGGAUGAGAAAGGGCCUGAAGUCUUGCAGGACUCACUGGAUAGAUGUUAUUCAACUCCUUCAGGUUGUCUUGAACUGACUGACUCAUGCCAGCCCUACAGAAGUGCCUUUUAUGUAUUGGAGCAACAGCGUGUUGGCUUGGCUGUUGACAUGGAUGAAAUUGAAAAGUACAAAGAAGUGGAAGAAGACCAAGACCCAUCAUGCCCCAGGCUCAGCAGGGAGCUGCUGGAUGAGAAAGAGCCUGAAGUCUUGCAGGACUCACUGGAUAGAUGUUAUUCGACUCCUUCAGGUUAUCUUGAACUGCCUGACUUAGGCCAGCCCUACAGCAGUGCUGUUUACUCAUUGGAGGAACAGUACCUUGGCUUGGCUCUUGACGUGGACAGAAUUAAAAAGGACCAAGAAGAGGAAGAAGACCAAGGCCCACCAUGCCCCAGGCUCAGCAGGGAGCUGCUGGAGGUAGUAGAGCCUGAAGUCUUGCAGGACUCACUGGAUAGAUGUUAUUCAACUCCUUCCAGUUGUCUUGAACAGCCUGACUCCUGCCAGCCCUAUGGAAGUUCCUUUUAUGCAUUGGAGGAAAAACAUGUUGGCUUUUCUCUUGACGUGGGAGAAAUUGAAAAGAAGGGGAAGGGGAAGAAAAGAAGGGGAAGAAGAUCAAAGAAGGAAAGAAGAAGGGGAAGAAAAGAAGGGGAAGAAGAUCAAAACCCACCAUGCCCCAGGCUCAGCAGGGAGCUGCUGGAUGAGAAAGGGCCUGAAGUCUUGCAGGACUCACUGGAUAGAUGUUAUUCAACUCCUUCAGGUUGUCUUGAACUGACUGACUCAUGCCAGCCCUACAGAAGUGCCUUUUAUGUAUUGGAGCAACAGCGUGUUGGCUUGGCUGUUGACAUGGAUGAAAUUGAAAAGUACAAAGAAGUGGAAGAAGACCAAGACCCAUCAUGCCCCAGGCUCAGCAGGGAGCUGCUGGAUGAGAAAGAGCCUGAAGUCUUGCAGGACUCACUGGAUAGAUGUUAUUCGACUCCUUCAGGUUAUCUUGAACUGCCUGACUUAGGCCAGCCCUACAGCAGUGCUGUUUACUCAUUGGAGGAACAGUACCUUGGCUUGGCUCUUGACGUGGACAGAAUUAAAAAGGACCAAGAAGAGGAAGAAGACCAAGGCCCACCAUGCCCCAGGCUCAGCAGGGAGCUGCUGGAGGUAGUAGAGCCUGAAGUCUUGCAGGACUCACUGGAUAGAUGUUAUUCAACUCCUUCCAGUUGUCUUGAACAGCCUGACUCCUGCCAGCCCUAUGGAAGUUCCUUUUAUGCAUUGGAGGAAAAACAUGUUGGCUUUUCUCUUGACGUGGGAGAAAUUGAAAAGAAGGGGAAGGGGAAGAAAAGAAGGGGAAGAAGAUCAAAGAAGGAAAGAAGAAGGGGAAGAAAAGAAGGGGAAGAAGAUCAAAACCCACCAUGCCCCAGGCUCAGCAGGGAGCUGCUGGAUGAGAAAGGGCCUGAAGUCUUGCAGGACUCACUGGAUAGAUGUUAUUCAACUCCUUCAGGUUGUCUUGAACUGACUGACUCAUGCCAGCCCUACAGAAGUGCCUUUUAUGUAUUGGAGCAACAGCGUGUUGGCUUGGCUGUUGACAUGGAUGAAAUUGAAAAGUACAAAGAAGUGGAAGAAGACCAAGACCCAUCAUGCCCCAGGCUCAGCAGGGAGCUGCUGGAUGAGAAAGAGCCUGAAGUCUUGCAGGACUCACUGGAUAGAUGUUAUUCGACUCCUUCAGGUUAUCUUGAACUGCCUGACUUAGGCCAGCCCUACAGCAGUGCUGUUUACUCAUUGGAGGAACAGUACCUUGGCUUGGCUCUUGACGUGGACAGAAUUAAAAAGGACCAAGAAGAGGAAGAAGACCAAGGCCCACCAUGCCCCAGGCUCAGCAGGGAGCUGCUGGAGGUAGUAGAGCCUGAAGUCUUGCAGGACUCACUGGAUAGAUGUUAUUCAACUCCUUCCAGUUGUCUUGAACAGCCUGACUCCUGCCAGCCCUAUGGAAGUUCCUUUUAUGCAUUGGAGGAAAAACAUGUUGGCUUUUCUCUUGAUGUGGGAGAAAUUGAAAAGAAGGGGAAGGGGAAGAAAAGAAGGGGAAGAAGAUCAAAGAAGGAAAGAAGAAGGGGAAGAAAAGAAGGGGAAGAAGAUCAAAACCCACCAUGCCCCAGGCUCAGCAGGGAGCUGCUGGAUGAGAAAGGGCCUGAAGUCUUGCAGGACUCACUGGAUAGAUGUUAUUCAACUCCUUCAGGUUGUCUUGAACUGACUGACUCAUGCCAGCCCUACAGAAGUGCCUUUUAUGUAUUGGAGCAACAGCGUGUUGGCUUGGCUGUUGACAUGGAUGAAAUUGAAAAGUACAAAGAAGUGGAAGAAGACCAAGACCCAUCAUGCCCCAGGCUCAGCAGGGAGCUGCUGGAUGAGAAAGAGCCUGAAGUCUUGCAGGACUCACUGGAUAGAUGUUAUUCGACUCCUUCAGGUUAUCUUGAACUGCCUGACUUAGGCCAGCCCUACAGCAGUGCUGUUUACUCAUUGGAGGAACAGUACCUUGGCUUGGCUCUUGACGUGGACAGAAUUAAAAAGGACCAAGAAGAGGAAGAAGACCAAGGCCCACCAUGCCCCAGGCUCAGCAGGGAGCUCCUGGAGGUAGUAGAGCCUGAAGUCUUGCAGGACUCACUGGAUAGAUGUUAUUCAACUCCUUCCAGUUGUCUUGAACAGCCUGACUCCUGCCAGCCCUAUGGAAGUUCCUUUUAUGCAUUGGAGGAAAAACAUGUUGGCUUUUCUCUUGACGUGGGAGAAAUUGAAAAGAAGGGGAAGGGGAAGAAAAGAAGGGGAAGAAGAUCAAAGAAGGAAAGAAGAAGGGGAAGAAAAGAAGGGGAAGAAGAUCAAAACCCACCAUGCCCCAGGCUCAGCAGGGAGCUGCUGGAUGAGAAAGGGCCUGAAGUCUUGCAGGACUCACUGGAUAGAUGUUAUUCAACUCCUUCAGGUUGUCUUGAACUGACUGACUCAUGCCAGCCCUACAGAAGUGCCUUUUAUGUAUUGGAGCAACAGCGUGUUGGCUUGGCUGUUGACAUGGAUGAAAUUGAAAAGUACCAAGAAGUGGAAGAAGACCAAGACCCAUCAUGCCCCAGGCUCAGCAGGGAGCUGCUGGAUGAGAAAGAUCCUGAAGUCUUGCAGGACUCACUGGAUAGAUGUUAUUCGACUCCUUCAGGUUAUCUUGAACUGCCUGACUUAGGCCAGCCCUACAGCAGUGCUGUUUACUCAUUGGAGGAACAGUACCUUGGCUUGGCUCUUGACGUGGACAAAAUUGAAAAGAAGGGGAAGGGGAAAAAAAGAAGGGGAAGAAGAUCAAAGAAGGAAAGAAGAAGGGGAAGAAAAGAAGGGGAAGAAGAUCAAAACCCACCAUGCCCCAGGCUCAACGGCGUGCUGAUGGAAGUGGAAGAGCGUGAAGUCUUACAGGACUCACUGGAUAGAUGUUAUUCGACUCCGUCAAUGUACUUUGAACUACCUGACUCAUUCCAGCACUACAGAAGUGUGUUUUACUCAUUUGAGGAACAGCACAUCAGCUUCGCCCUUUACGUGGACAAUAGGUUUUUUACUUUGACGGUGACAAGUCUCCACCUGGUGUUCCAGAUGGGAGUCAUAUUCCCACAAUAAGCAGCCCUUAGUAAUCCGAGAGAUGUCAUUCCUGCAGGCAGGACCUAUAGGCAAGUGAAGAUUUGAAUGAAAGUACAGUUCCAUUUGGAAGCCCAGACAUAGGAUGGGUCAGUGGGCAUGGCUCUAUUCCUAUUCUCAAACCAUGCCAGUGGAAACCUGUGCGCAGUCUGAAGACAAUGGACCCACGUUAGGUGUGACACGUUCACAUAACUGUGCAGCACAUGCCGGGAGUGAUCAGUCAGACAUUUUAAUUUGAACCACGUAUCUCUGGGUAGCUACAAAAUUCCUCAGGGAUUUCAUUUUGCAGGCAUGUCUCUGAGCUUCUAUACCUGCUCAAGGUCAUUGUCAUCUUUGUGUUUAGCUCAUCCAAAGGUGUUACCCUGGUUUCAAUGAACCUAACCUCAUUCUUUGUGUCUUCAGUGUUGGCUUGUUUUAGCUGAUCCAUCUGUAACACAGGAGGGAUCCUUGGCUGAGGAUUGUAUUUCAGAACCACCAACUGCUCUUGACAAUUGUUAACCCGCUAGACUCCUUUGGUUAGAGAAGCCACAGUCCUUCAGCCUCCAAUUGGUGUCAGUACUUAGGAAGACCACAGCUAGAUGGACAAACAGCAUUGGGAGGCCUUAGCCCUGCUCCUCUCUAUUCCAUCCUGUAGAGGUCAGGAGUCAGGAGUCGCUGGCAGGAGACAGCAUGUCACCCAGGACUCUGCCGGUGCAGAAUAUGAACAAUGCCAUGUUCUUGCAGAAAACGCUUAGCCUGAGUUUCAUAGGAGGUAAUCACCAGACAACUGCAGAAUGUAGAACACUGAGCAGGACAACUGACCUGUCUCCUUCACAUAGUCCAUAUCACCACAAAUCACACAACAAAAAGGAGAAGAGAUAUUUUGGGUUCAAAAAAAGUAAAAAGAUAAUGUAGCUGCAUUUCUUUAGUUAUUUUGAACCCCAAAUAUUUCCUCAUCUUUUUGUUGUUGUCAUGGAUGGUGGUGACAUGGACUUGUUUAUAGAAGACAGGUCAGCUGUCUGGCUCAAUGAUCUACAUUCUGAAGUUGUCUGAAAAUGUCUUCAUGAUUAAAUUCAGCCUAAACGUUUUGCCAGGAACACUGCAGAGACAAUGCUGUGAGUUUCCAACCUCAGCCCAUCUGCGGGCAGAGAAGGUCUAGUUUGUCCAUCACCAUUAUGAUAUCAGGACUGGUUACUUGGUUAAGGAGGGGUCUAGGAGAUCUGUCCCUUUUAGAGACACCUUACUUACAAUGAAGUACUUGGGAAAGUGGUUUUCAAGAGUAUAAAUAUCCUGUAUUCUAAUGAUCAUCCUCUAAACAUUUUAUCAUUUAUUAAUCCUCCCUGCCUGUGUCUAUUAUUAUAUUCAUAUCUCUACACUGCAAAUUUGGGGUCUCAAUUUUUACUGUGCCUUUGUUUUUACUAGUGUCUGCUGUUGCAAAAAGAAGACAUUCUCUGCCUGAGUUUUAAUUUUUGUCCAAAGUUAAUUUUAAUCUAUACAAUUAAAACCUUUUGCCUAUCACUCUGGACUUUUGGAUUGUUUUUUACAUUCAGUGUUAUAAUAUUUGAUUAUGGUGAUUGGUUUUGGUGGGUACUGAUGCGAAUUAAUAAAAACAUUUCAUUUCCA